ACUGCAUCAACAACACAUCGUCGACGCCGCCGCGGAAAAAAUUAAAACAUUUAAUUGAUUUAACGCAAAAACGGCAAUCUGUAGGAUCGCGAAUACGUUUCGUUCGGCUUUAUUGUUGCACCUGGAAUUGCCGCCGUUGCCUUUUCGUGAGUUUUUAGUUCGUUAACACCAAACACACACAGUCGUGCAGCAGCAGAUGCGUGUGUGUGGGAAAUUGUGCAAAAAACUGUGACGACAGCUGAGGGGGCGGAGAGGGGCGGAGGUGUGUGUUGAAAGCGAAUUCAUUGUUUUUGUGUGGUGUUGUUGUUGUGUGUGGCGCAGCGCAGCGCACUAAAUUAAUAUAUUAAAGUGUUUCUGCGAUGGCAGCCGUGGUGGGCCCAUGAUGCGACCGCUUACCUCUCGACAACGAAUUCAGCACCCUGGCAGCAGCAGCAGCCAGCUGCUCAUUUGGCGAGUGUAAACAAAGCAGCUAACGCACACCAGUAAGCCUUUGCGACAGCGACGCAGCUGUGACGCCGACGUCCUUCACCUUGUGCGACGCGCAUAUUGAAUUUCACAUCUCCAUUCCGGCCAUCUCCAAGCAUCGAGUCGACCAGCGGUCUUCAUCAUCGUCUUUCUUUUGUCUUGGCAACCUGUUCGCUGUCCAGACAGGAAGUUUAACCAACUGCAGCGCCGUCGACGGAAGAAGCAGCGCUCCGCUUCGCUGCCAGCGCCAACAGCGGCGUCGCAGCAGCUGCAUCUGUCAACAAAAUUCGCAGAUUGAAAAUUUUCGAAUAUGACAUCCACAUCUGCGACAGAUGGCGGCGGCCACAGUAGCAGCGAGACUGCCUGGCUGGAGGAUCUGCUGCGGGAGGUGCAGCUGGAACAGUUCCUAGACAGGAUACGCGACGACCUGCAGGUGACCCGGCUUGCCCACUUCGACUAUGUGCUGCCCGACGACCUGGAGAGAUGUGGCCUGGGCAAGCCCGCCAUUCGACGGCUGAUGGAGGCGGUGCGGAAAAAGAAGGCCCAUCAAUGGCGCAAGAACAUCCUGUCGAAGUUGAUCGGCGGCGGCAAGCAGCCUUCGUCCAAGAAGCAGCCAUCCAAUGGCCGUGAUGCCAAUCAAGGUGGUAACGGCACGCAGCUAACCUGCCUCAUACACGAAAAGGACAUCACAAUGGGCCUGAAGCUGGGCGAUGGAUCCUUUGGCGUGGUGCGACGCGGUGAAUGGAGUGCCUCACCCGCGGGCAAGGUCAUUCCGGUGGCCGUCAAGGUGCUAAAAUCGGACAACCUCACCCAGCCGGGAAUCAUCGAUGACUUCUUUCGCGAAGUGCAGGCCAUGCACGCGCUGGACCACUCGAAUCUGGUGCGGCUGUACGGCGUGGUGCUGUCGCAGCCCAUGAUGAUGAUCACAGAGCUGGCGGAGAGGGGAUCGCUGCUGGAUACGCUACGUAAGCAGUGCCGCCACACCUCACUCACGAUCAUCUGGAACUGGUCGGUGCAGAUUGUAACGGGUAUGGCCUAUCUAGAGCAGAAGCGCUUCCUACAUCGAGACCUGGCCUGCCGGAAUGUCCUUCUUGCCGCCGGCAACAAGAUCAAGAUCGGAGACUUUGGUUUGAUGCGUGCCUUGCCGCAGGAGGAUGACUGCUAUGUGAUGUCCGAGCACAAGAAGGUGCCGUUCCCUUGGUGCGCCCCAGAAUCCCUGCGCUUUAGGCAGUUCUCACACGCCUCGGACACCUGGAUGUUUGGCGUGACGCUGUGGGAAAUGCUCAGCUUCGGCGAAGAUCCCUGGGUGGGGCUGAACGGCUCGCAGAUCCUGCGCAAGAUCGAUCGCGAAGGUGAGCGACUGCAUCAGCCGGAUGCCUGUCCGCCGGACGUCUAUGCCAUGAUGUUGCAGUGCUGGGAUAAGACGCCUGCCGAGCGGCCCACGUUUGCUGCCCUCAAGGAAUACCUGGCCAGCAUGUCACCGCCUGUGAUGCGUGCCUGCCGUAGCUACCACGAGUCCAAGUGUCUCCAGAUUGAGCCUGGCGACACAAUCGCUAUCAUCGAUGGCCGCCACGAACUAAAGCUUAUCAAGGGCCAGAACCAGCGCACUUUUGACAUCGGCAUCUUUCCCAAGAGUCUGCUGGAGCAGCGAAAGGUGCCAGGCGCCGCCGGAGAUGUGGCUAUGCGCAGCAGCUUGGGUGCCAAUGGCUCGUCGUCAUCGUCGCCCUUCGGCUUUUGUUGGGGAGGGGCAGCGGCCAUGGCCAAUGGAUCGGAGGAUCGGCAGCGGAAGUGCGCAUCGAUGAACCAGGGCCACGCUAAGGAGCGCAAGUCGACGUCCAACAAGCAGUUUGCCUACAACAAGCUGGUCAACGAUACGGCAGUGGGUCUGCGUCGGCGCAACGCUGUCAAGCACAAAGGCGCUCUUGUGGGGCCGCAACGUCCACCGCCGCCACAGUUUCAGCAGGAGGGCUUACUCAUUGACAUUUCGCCUGAUAUGGCAGGAGGAGCGGUGGCUGUAAACGGAGCAGGCGAUAGUUCAUCCCUGCAGGUGGACAGCUCCUUUUGCAUACUGGACGCCCCGAUAGAAGUGGAGACGUAUGUGGAGGAUAGUGGACCAACGGAUUUGAAUGUUUCACCCACAUACUACAACGAACAGCCUCACUUCGACUACGAUCCGGCCAAUGUAACAGCUUCGCCGGGGCGCCUGCAGCCGCCGCCGUAUCAGAUGCCUCCCACUUACUCUAACACCAUGGAAUUUGUCCAGAAGCAGCAACAGCAGCAGCAGCUAGCAACGCGAGAUCCUUUUGAUACUAGCAGUUUGGAGACAGCGGUAGCUCUAUACUCGAACUUCAGCCAAUCCCAGGAGCCGGCCCCAACUUCAGGUCCCGCCUACAGCAGUCCCUCGGUGCGGAAGAGCCUCUUCGGUGCUCCCAACUCGAACAAGGAGAAUAUUCCCGCCCUGGAAUCGGCGGCCAUGCAGCUUAAUCUUAGUAAUCUCUCGAUGGAACGGCGUGACACCAGCACCCUGCAGCCAGUGGAGCCUGUUUCCGUGCCUGCCUCUGCCGAAAACAGCGUUCUACUGGACAAAUCCUUUAUCGCCGAGCUGGAGAAGGACAUGUACAGCAAUGGACAGAACCGGGCGCAGGAGGAGUAUCAGCGCAACUCCAAUCAGAUGCAUGCCAGCAAGGAAAUGGUGUACAAGCAGAAUCUCACACCUCUCAAAAACGGAGCAGCCUCGAAUCAUUCCACCAGCCCCUCGUCGACCGCCUCGCCCAAGCAGAACAAUGUGGAGGCGGCAGCCGUGGCUGCCACAACCCAGAGCGUGGUGAAUCGCAUUUGGUAUGAACAGGUGGCCUCCACGCCCUCAGAAUACUAUGCCCAGCCACCUCCAGAGCGACCGGAGCAGGAGCAGAUUUACCAGAAUCACCAGCAGCAGCAACCGAUGCAGCCGGAGGCCAACCAUUCAUUUGUAGCCAUUUCGAAUCGCGUGGUGGCUCCCAAGAGCAGUGUGUAUGCCUCAUCCUCCGCGCUAUACGAUGCAGUGGCAGCCAGCACGGCAGGAUCGACGUAUUACGGCCAAGUGCCGAAUGGCAGUGGAGCUGCCCUCUACGAUGAGGUCACAGUGGACGACUACCUGCGACCACAUCGACCUGCUCCGCUAGCACCGCCGCCCCUCUCCGCCCAGCAGAUUCAGCGGCGGAUGGAGAAGAUGCGCCUGCAGCAGCAACAGCAGCUAGAGGGAGCCCAUCAGCUAUAUGCGCCCGUGCCCUCGGAUUAUGGACGCGAACAGGAGAAGCUGCAACAGUUGAUGCAGGAGCUGGGCAGCUCGGCCGUGGAGCAGGACGUUCGGAAUGCCUUGAGAGCGGCUAGCGGGGAUGUGUCGUUGGCCACAAAGCACUACAAGAUCGACCAGCUGGCACGGUUGGGCGUGGCUGGGCGGCCGCAGUGCGAGCAGGCGCUGCAGCAGACCAACUGGAGCCUCGAGGUGGCUGCCGAGCUGCUGCUGCAGUCUUGAAAAGGCUACUUCUCAACAUCCAAACAUCACGUAUUAACGGAUCGAAUAUAAUAUAGUUUUAUCUACUCAAUGGAAUGCAGCUUAAGCUAAACGAUGUCUCGAAUCUUUUCAAAAUACUCUUAAGUGAAACACACUCGAAUGGAAACACACAUACACACAUUGUCAACCGACUGUACAACAUAUGUUCUAUUUUAUAUAAGCGAUCGGUAUAAAAUUAUUUUAUAAUUGUUAUUCGA
Messenger RNA from Drosophila serrata, 4215 nucleotides. It is a transcript of the gene Ack, whose product is annotated as activated Cdc42 kinase. The record is from RefSeq and is a predicted model, not a curated record. Gene Ontology annotation, biological process: protein phosphorylation. Gene Ontology annotation, molecular function: protein tyrosine kinase activity; ATP binding. NCBI's taxonomy places the organism in Eukaryota, Metazoa, Arthropoda, Insecta, Diptera, Drosophilidae.